Messenger RNA from Besnoitia besnoiti, 606 nucleotides. Its product is annotated as putative rRNA-processing protein FCF1. Bases 1 to 606 code for a protein of 201 amino acids. The record is from RefSeq and is a predicted model, not a curated record. Gene Ontology annotation, cellular component: small-subunit processome; nucleolus. Lineage: Eukaryota; Apicomplexa; Conoidasida; Eucoccidiorida; Sarcocystidae. The transcript is spliced from 6 exons.
AUGGGGAAGGCGAAGAAGACGAGGAAGUUCGCGGCUGUCAAGCGGCGCAUCAACCCGAAAGACGAGAGAUUGAAAAAGGACGACGACAAGAAGGCUUUGCGCGAGGCAAAGAAGAGACAGAGAGAAGAAACCAUCCGAGAGCAUGUGCAGGCCAACAGCAGCAUGUUCUUCCUGUACAACACGAACCUCGUUCCGCCUUACCAAGUGAUCGUCGAUACCAACUUUGUCAACGCGGCUAUUCAAAUCAAAACUGACGUCAUUAAGGGUUUGAUGGACUGCCUGGUCGCCAAGUGCAUCCCUUGCAUCACAGACUGCGCCGUGGCUGAGUUGGAAAAGCUCGGGCAUCGCUAUCGCCUCGCCCUCGCGCUCGCGAAAGAUCGCCGAUUCAAGCGGCUCACAUGUUGCCAUCCAGGCACUUACGCGGAUGACUGCAUUGUGCGGCGCGUAACGGAGCACAAGUGCUACAUUGUCGCGACGAACGAUAAAGACUUGAAGCGUCGCAUCCGCAAAAUUCCUGGGGUGCCUCUCAUCUACGUCAAAAACCACAAAUUCGCGGUCGAGCGCUUGCCCGAUGCGAUUGCCUCAGUGCCUUCGGCCUCGAAGUGA